UGUCUAAGUUUUUGUUGAAUUGCAAAAUGUGUGUGCUGUUUCAACCAAAUCUCACAUGAUGACAUGUUAGUCAUAGUGGAGAAUAAAGGGUCAUAUACCUCCUCCGCAGAGAAUCUUUCUUUUUCUUUUCUUUGUGAAGAUAUGGUUUCCCUUUAGGACUUCCACAACAAAAGAGAAGAAAAAUGGGUGAAAAAUUUGUACAUCAUUUGUUAAUGGUGAACUGUUGGUUUGUGAAAUAGUGCAGAGUGUGAGUUUUGGUACUUCCAUUUUGCUUUCUCAACCCGUGCCACCAGUUUGUCUUAAUGUGUGCAGAGUAAAGGUGACGCCGGGAAAACGGUUUCUCGUGGCACGGCAAUAUUUGGAGAUUUUCUAUUGAUGAUUUUCUGAAUGUGUGGUAGAGAAAAAUUUGGUUUUAUUCAAUUGGGUUGACUGUGCAAGUUCUUACGAUUGAGGACUCAUUGGGAGUUUUUGGUGAUUUUGGAAGAAGAUGAUGAAGUCUGCAAGUUCAAUAAAAGGGGACUGAGUGGACAGGGGGCAGGGAAGUUAAGUUACAGAAAUGGUAGUCGUGGACUGGUACCGCAGUACUGCCUACUUUUGAGAAUCUACUUCUGGAUGUGAAGGAUAUCCAAGCUUCAUUUCAGACAAGAUUGUAAUAUAGAGCACUUUAUUUUUGGUCCCGGUAUUCCCAACUACACUGAACUAGAGACUAAUCUUACUUGCGGUAUUGUGAUUGCCGCUGAGCCCACAAGCUUUUGCAUACGGCGGAGGAGAUUGAAUACGGAUUCUCUACUAAAUAGAUCGUCCUACAACGUGUAAGUGUUGGGUCUCUAACCACUGUAGCAACCCAUCGGGUAUACAAGAGCACUUUAUAGAAUAUAACAAAGCCUCCAAGUUUCUGCAUAACUUGCCAAUGAGAAAUAGGAUCCAUCCUUCAGUGCUUCUGGUUUCGGUAACAGUUUUCUUCUCUAUCUCAUAUUCAGAACAACUGCAAUCCUCUCACUCUCAGACCCUUCUAAGGAUUCAACAUCUAUUGAACUUUCCAGCUGUUUUAAGCAGCUGGAACAACAACACAGACUUUUGCAGCACAGAUUCAACAUCUUCUCUUACUGUAGUGUGCUAUGAGGGAACCAUAACCCAGCUACACAUAGUUGGUGAAGCAAGAGCUCUACUUCUCCCUAGGAAUUUCUCAAUAGAUUCCUUUGUCACAACAUUGGUCAGGCUUCCCAGUUUGAAAGUCCUCACUUUGGUUUCUCUUGGCAUAUGGGGCCCUUUACCUGGGAAGAUUGCGCGUUUGUCAUCACUGGAAAUAGUCAAUGUAAGUUCAAAUUUUCUAUAUGGUUCCAUCCCUCAAGAUUUCUCAUUACUGUCACACCUCCAAACACUUAUUCUAGAUGACAACAUGUUUUCUGGACACCUUCCUGAAUGGCUGGACUCCUUUCCAGCCUUAGCUGUGCUAAGUUUGAAAAACAAUUUAUUCAAUGGCUCGCUUCCGGAUUCGCUUAGUAGUCUGGAGACUAUGAGAAUUCUUUCACUUUCACAUAACAAUUUUUAUGGAUCAGUGCCUGAUCUGCGCCGUUUGACGAAUCUCCAAGUGCUGGAAAUGGAUAAUAAUGCUUUUGGACCUCAGUUUCCCUUGCUUGGUGACAAAUUGGUUACUCUAGUACUAAGAAACAACAAGUUCAGGUCUAGUAUCCCUGGUGAAGUGAGCUCAUAUUAUCAACUUGAGAGACUUGACAUCUCAGCAAACACAUUUGUUGGGCCAUUCCAACUAGAACUUUUAUCACUUCCUUCUAUUGCAUAUCUGAACAUUUCUGGGAACAAAUUAACAGGAAUGCUUUUUGAGAAUCUGUCUUGUAGCCCUGGACUUGAAGCAGUGGAUUUAUCCUCAAAUCUUUUGACUGGGACUUUACCAAAAUGCUUAAUGUCAAAUACCAAUGACAGGACUGUGUUAUAUGAUAGAAAUUGUCUAGAAGAAACAAAUCAAAAUCAGCAUGCACCGCCCUUUUGCCACACUGAAGCCAUAGCUGUGGGAAUAGUGCCUGAGGGAAAGAAGCACAAACGAGUAUCUAAGGCUGUUCUCUCCAUUGGGAUAGUAUGUGUAACUUUUGGAGGGAUAGCAAUUGUUGCACUGAUUUUCUUUAUUAUUAGAAGGGUAAAUUUCAAAACCAAAAUCAAGAGUCCUCCAACAAAAUUAAUAUCAGAGAAUGCAGCUUCCGGAUACACCUCAAAGUUACUCUCUGAUGCAAGGUAUAUAUCUCAAAACAUGAAGUUCGGAACAGUUGGCCUGCCACCUUAUCGAGCUUUCUCUCUUGAUGAGAUUGUAGCAGCUACAAGCAACUUUGACACAGCUUCUUUCAUGGGGGAAGGUUCUCAGGGAAAGUUGCACAGAGGUCAACUAAAGGAUGGUGUACUUGUUGCCAUUAGAAGUGUAAAAAUGACUAAAAGCUACAGCACUCAAGAUUUUAUGCAUAACAUAGAGCUGAUAUCGAAAUACAGGCAUCGUCAUUUAGUUAGCGUUCUUGGACACUGCUUUGAAUGCUAUUUGGAUGAUUCAAGUGUCAGCAGCAUAUUUAUUGUCUUUGAGUAUGUACCAAAUGGCACGCUCAAGAGCUGGAUCUCAGAUGGGCACUACAGAAAAUCCCUGACAUGGACGCAACGCAUAGAAGCUGCAAUUGGAGUAGCAAAGGGCAUCCAAUUUCUGCAUACAGGGAUUGUCCCUGGUGUAUAUUCAAACAAUCUUAAAAUAACAGAUGUUUUACUUGACCAAAAUUUUACUGCAAAAAUCAGCAGUUAUGGCCUGCCUUUGUUAUCUAAUAUGGGAAAGGUUGGGCAAGGUAAUCAUUCCAGCGGAUUCAAAAGUUCUAGCAUUAACAAAAGUGUAAAAAAUGAAGACAAGUCUGAUGUGUAUGACUUUGGAGUAAUACUACUGGAACUCAUUCUAGGAAGGACAAUAAAGUCAAGGAAUGUGAAAACUUUAAAGGAUCUGUUGCAAGCAAGCAUAACAGCUGAUGGUGAAGCUAGGAGGAGCAUUAUAGAUCCAGCAGUUCGCAAGGCGUGCUUGGAUCAAUCACUGAAGACAAUGAUGGAGAUUUGUGUGAGGUGCCUAGUGAAAGAGCCAGCAGAGAGGCCCUCUAUAGAGGAUGUUUUGUGGAAUUUGCAGUUUGCUGCUCAAGUCCAAGAUGCAUGGAGAGGGGACUCUCUAAGUAGUAGCGAUGGAUCUCCCAUCUCACCUUUAGCAUCACGACGAAUGGCCUUCCAUCAUUGACGAUAAAAAGAUUUUUCACUUUUUGGUUUUGAUAUGUAUGCAUGAAAGGAUUUUUUUUAGUUGUUUACAGAAUUUGAGCUUGUAGUUUACAGCAAAAGAAUAUAGCAUAAGUUUUCGUUGUAGCCUUUAUUUUACUUGAAAUGAGUUUCCAAUGAAAAAAAAAUCUGUUAGUAGUGACUUGGUGCUUACAGCAUGUAA
Messenger RNA from Cajanus cajan (pigeon pea), 3463 nucleotides. Its product is annotated as putative inactive leucine-rich repeat receptor-like protein kinase At3g03770. Gene Ontology annotation, molecular function: ATP binding; protein binding; protein kinase activity. Lineage: Eukaryota; Viridiplantae; Streptophyta; Magnoliopsida; Fabales; Fabaceae. The record is from RefSeq and is a predicted model, not a curated record. Gene Ontology annotation, biological process: protein phosphorylation.